UGAUCAUGUGACUCCUCCUCCUCCAUGUGACUGAUCACAUGACGGUGACAUCAUCGCAGGUCCUGUAAGAACAAGGAAACCCGAUGGCUCCUGUACAGAUACAGGUUCCUGUGAUAUACGAUCCUCCUGUGGAAUAUUCCAAAAAAGUAAAUUCUUCCAUUCAAGGAUGAAUAGAAACAGGAAAAAGAUGGUAGAAAGUCUAAUAAACCUCACCCUACAGAUACUGUUCCAGCUUACUGGAGAGGAUUACACAGUAGUGAAGAAGUCCUCUAGUGGGCGCUGUCGGGCCCCUGUGUGUGAAGGAUGGGAAAGAACCCUGAGCCCAAUCCCGGGGCCCCCACCUCACUCCCUGAUACAUGAGGAAAUGGAUGAACAGAAGAUCCGAGAACUCAUCAACAAGAUGAUGGAGCUGCUGACUGGAGAGGUUCCUAUAAGGUGUCAGGACGUGGCGGUCUAUUUCUCCAUGGAGGAUUGGGAGUAUGUAGAAGGACACAAGGAUCAGUAUAAGGAUCAGGUGAUGAUGGAGGAUCAGCAGCCCCUCCCAUCAGCAGUCAGAUCCAGUAAGAGAACAGCACCAGAGAGGUGUCCCCGUCCUCUUCUUCCACAGGAUCAGGAUCAGCCUAUGAUUCAGGGAGAAGAUCUGAACAAUAUUAAUGCUCCAAACAUAAAGGAAGAAGAAGAGACAGAUGUGAGCGGCGAUGAGCAGUAUAAGGAGAACUUUCCUAGAGGGAAAGAUCUGACUUAUAUAAAUUCUAUAGACAUAAAGGAAGAAGAAGAGACAGAUGUGAGCGGUGAUGAGCAGUAUAAGGAGGACUUUCCUAUAGGGAAAGAUCUGAUCUAUAUUAAUGCUACAGACAUAAAGGAAGAAGAAGAGACAGAUGUGAGUGGUGAUGAGCAGUAUAAGGAGGACAUUCCUACAGGGAAAGAUCUCAGCUAUAUUAAUGCUACAGACAUAAAGAAAGAAGAAGAGGAAGCAGAUGUGAGCGGUGAUGAGCAGUAUAAUGAGGACAUUCCUGCAGGUAACUGCACAGAUUCUUGUACCAGGAGAUCAGAGGAGAAUCUUAUAUCUUCAGAUUAUAAAGCAGAUGAUGAUAUCACACAAGAUACAUAUGAAGAACAUUCCAUUAUCCCAGAUACACCCUCAGCCCUUCACAGCCAAGAUCUGUCAUCUCAUCCUUAUAUACAGGUCCUGUCUUCUCACUCAUCACAGGAUGUUCAGCAAAAUAAUGAGAAGCCAUUUUCAUGUUCAGAAUGUAACAAAUGUUUUACUCACAAAUCAGAUUUUGUUCAACAUCAAAAAACUCACACAGGAGAGAAGCCAUUUUCUUGUUUACUGUGUGGGAAAUGUUUUGAUUAUAAAUCAGGCCUUGUUCGUCAUCAAAUAACCCACACAGGGGAGAAGCCAUUUUCAUGCACAGAAUGUAGGAAACGUUUUACUAUGAAAUCAAGCCUUGUUGAUCAUCAAAAAACUCACACAGGUGAGAAGCCUUUUUUGUGCACAGAAUGUGGGAAAUGUUUUACUCGCAAAUCACAUCUUGUUCUCCAUCAAAGAAUUCACACAGGGGAGAAGCCAUUUUCAUGUUCAGAAUGUGGGAAAUGUUUUAAUGAUAAAUCCCCUCUUGUCAAACAUCAGAGAACUCACACAGGAGAGAUGCCAUUUUCAUGUUCAGAAUGUGGAAAACGUUUCAUUCAAAAAUCAUGUCUUGUUAAACAUCUAAACAUUCACAUAGGAGAGAAGCCAUUUUCAUGUUCUGAAUGUGGAAAAUGUUUUACUCGGAAAUCAAUACUUAUAAGACAUCUAAGAAUUCACACAGGAGAGAAGCCAUUUUCAUGUUCAGAAUGUGGGAAAUGUUUUUCCGGGAAAUCGCAUCUUAUCAGACAUCUAAGAAUUCACACAGGGGAGAAGACAAUUCAGAGUAAUAAAUGAUGCAGAUAACACAUCUAUAUAUUAACCAUGUACAUAGGAUAUCUGACAUUUAUACAUAUAUCAUAUACUGCAUCUCCAAACUUGUUCCCAAUUGAUAAUAAAAGUUUUCUUUUAGAACGUAGUCACCGAUCCAGCGAUGUCAUCACUAUAGUUUACAUGGUAGGAAAAGAGUGUGAUAUAUGGUUGUGAUAUUCACUGCUCCUCAUGGAGAAGACCCAACAGGUAUAAUCCAUGGGGAGCUGCUACUGGAGACCCAAACACCUCAGAGAGAAGGGACUUAUUCCAGUGAUGAAGAAUUCCAGGACAUGACCAGAUUAGAGACACAAAAUCACUUCUAUCUUCUGGCCUGUAGUUUCCAGUAGUUUGUACAUAUAACAAUGAGCGGCCCCAGGAUUGUGGGAGAGAAGUGACGGCUCAGUUACCUCUUUAUGGUUUCUAUGGUGACUUCUUUGUGUCUUUAUAUCUUGGACGUUUCUUUGUACUAAUCAGAGUUUUAUGUCUUUUAUCGAGUACAUGGAGUAAACCUCCGCACAUCAGACACA
Hyla sarda is the source of this 2469-nucleotide messenger RNA. Its product is annotated as zinc finger protein 436-like. Gene Ontology annotation, molecular function: RNA polymerase II cis-regulatory region sequence-specific DNA binding; DNA-binding transcription factor activity, RNA polymerase II-specific. Gene Ontology annotation, biological process: regulation of transcription by RNA polymerase II. Gene Ontology annotation, cellular component: nucleus. The record is from RefSeq and is a predicted model, not a curated record. Lineage: Eukaryota; Metazoa; Chordata; Amphibia; Anura; Hylidae. The coding region runs from base 167 to 1927 and encodes 586 amino acids. The transcript has 7 exons.